Molecule: messenger RNA, 1169 nt
Organism: Setaria italica (foxtail millet)
Lineage: Eukaryota; Viridiplantae; Streptophyta; Magnoliopsida; Poales; Poaceae
Exons: 4
Coding region: 448-1101 (217 amino acids)
Source: RefSeq, a predicted model, not a curated record
UAGUCGCAUACACCAAAAGCAGAAACCGAACGUUGUUGCUUGCAAGCUUUGAGGUUUAGGCACCGGCCGCCAUGCUCCCAUGCCCGCUUCCAUCCAUAUCAUCAUCGCCUUCGCGACUGCGCCAUGUUUUCCUCAUUGCUUCACGCCUGAGUAGCGUUCGAUCGGCAGUAGCCACAUGACGCCACACGCUUCGGCCUCCGCAAGCGUAUAUCCGAUCCGGAAGUCGACACCCUUUUUGCCCUGCCGUGCACCGAUCAUUCACCACCCCAGCUAGCUCAAAUCCAGUGCCUUGCAAGCCAGCGGAUCCUCAUGCCGUGACAACGGGUCUCUUUAUCUAUAUACACGCGCUCCCUGCUCGUUGCCUCCAUCUCCAGCAGCAGCAGCGCGACCGUCAUCGUCAUCGGGUUUCUUCUAGCAAUCAGUGCAAACAAGAAGAAGAACCAGGCCAUGGCGUCUCUGGUCAGGUCGUUCGCGUCGCUCUACUGCCAGAAGCUCCGUUCCACCACCCGUCUCGGGCCGGUGACGGCAGCGCCACCACGGUUCCACGCGACCAACAGGCAGAUGUUCUCGGCCUCCAGCGGCGCGGCUGAGGCGAGACCUCCGCCGGCGCUGCCGCGCCAGUUUCAGGAGCAACAGCGGACACCUUUCUUCACCUGGGCAAGAUUGGCGAUUGGCUCUGUCCUUGCUGCCGCGGCACCCUUCGUGCACUCCAGAUGGGUGUCGUUCCUGCGGAUUCAGAGUGAGGUCGAGAUGGUGAAAGACACGGUGGAGGUGGUGGCAGAAGUCGUCGAGGAGGCGGCCACCGUUGCGGAGAAGGUGUCGUCGGAGGUGGCCGAGCAGCUGCCCGAGGGCGGGAGGCUGAGGACCGCGGCCGUGAUCAUGGAGCACGCGUCCAAGGAAGUCGCCCAGGAGGCUCACCUUGCACAGGACAUCAUCCACAAGGUGGAUGAAAUUGAGGAGGACGUGAAGGCCAUCAUUGAGCCGAUUAUGGAUCACAGCAAGCAUGUUCAUGCGAAGGCAUGCCACACGAGUAACAGGAAAAUAAUCAAAGAUCCCAAUGUCUAUGUGGCUAUUUCAUUCUCAAAUGUAAGAAAUUCUUAAUAUUUCUAAGGCAGUGUAGUCCCAUGUCAUUCGUUCUGAUUUGAGUAAGAAGAAACUGAUAAUGAACC